AUGAGUACUUCUAACAGUCACAGCCAGCCAGGAAAGAGUAGCGAUAGCAAUCAUAAUAAUGCCUGUAAGAACAAGUCUCUGCUGGAGAUUAUAUUCGGGACCAAUGUAUCGGAAUGGGAAUUUUCUGAGAACGCAUUGAUGAAGGCUAUGGAUUUAAAAAUAGAACAGGAAAAGACCAAGCAGCAAUACUAUAAACUUGAAAACUUGAACCGUUCCAUAGAGUUGUUCAAACUAGCUUCCACCUCGGGUCUUCCCAUAAGCCAAAUACAUAAACUGUUCAACACUGACCAUGGCACUGCACCACCUUCACCCAUGAAAUCGGAGGGCAAUCAGCUACAUAACAAUACAGCAAGUGCACGAACCUCGGAAUAUCUCCCCAAAACAAAUGUCUCUCUUAAAUCCCUAAAGCCCCUAAACACGAAUACCGUUUCACCAACACCAAUGAGUCGGCAGCCUUCCCCUUACAAGUUUCCACCACCGCCCUCUGCCAACGGCUUGCCACUCCCCACUACUACAAACGCUCAAAGAAGAGCCAAUUCUCCCGCCAGAAUAGGUGCAUCCGCAGUGGCUGCUUUGACUGAGAACAUUUCCAUAAAGGAGGAAGAUGUCGCCACACGUAUCCCUCUAGGUACAAGGCCACAAGAAUCUCCGUUGAACAAGAAGCCUGCCUCACUUCAUAGUCGCAAUCUCUCGCUUCCAAUAGGCAAAUUUACCAACCCUAAUAUCCCUUCAGCAAUGACAUCUAUACUAAGUUUCAAUAGAGACCAGCAGCAACCGCACUCCCAAACAUCCCCACAACAGCAGCAGCAGCAACCACAACAACAACCACAAGACCCUCAGGCAAGCAGUUCUCACCCUCUACUAAGGAAACCCGGAAUGGUUCAGAAAAAACACAGGCGUGCAAGAUCCACGUCCUCGUUCGGAGUAAUCGAUUUGAGCAUCAUUGAUGAGGCCAAGGAAAAACAUCUACAAAGGUCGCCAUCCCCCAUACGCUUCAACACAUCGGUGACAUUGACCCCACAGGCCCAGCCAACCGAAGCUCGUGCGAAGGAACGACCAACUCUACCGCAACCACCACGUGAGGCACGCGAACUGCGCGAUGACUUGGAUGACAGAACGUGUAGUGAAAGCAGUAGCAGGAACGAAAGCCCCGUCAGAACCAUCACAAAGGACAACUCUGUAGGCAAGAUCUUGAAUAGCACUUAA
This is a messenger RNA of Saccharomyces eubayanus, 1206 nucleotides long. RefSeq names its product Bop3p (gene BOP3). The transcript has a single exon. The record is from RefSeq and is a predicted model, not a curated record. The coding region runs from base 1 to 1206 and encodes 401 amino acids. NCBI's taxonomy places the organism in Eukaryota, Fungi, Ascomycota, Saccharomycetes, Saccharomycetales, Saccharomycetaceae.